CCUUCGGCGUGAGGCAGAAGAGCCGCCGCCUGGCCCGCCGGAGAGGGAGGCAGACGGACGGACGUUCUGAAUGGUACCGGAAAGAGACAUGCUGGCUUUUGCUUUCACUGCCACCACCUGCUUUGAUGCUGCGAUGCUGCUGUUCUCUGAGCAAGGGGUUUCUGGGUGAGAAGAAAAGGAAGAAAUUUAUAGUUUGUCCUGUUCGUCAAGACCAAAAAAAGGAAAGCUGGUAUCAUACGAAUUCUCCAUCCAGGCAGCUGACUGACUUCGAGGUCUUUUGCUAACGCUUGGUGAUAACCUCUGUUCCUUUCCACCAAAGAAGCCUUCUCUUCUCAUGCAGAGCUGAGACCUUGGAAUGCUUUAUUAUGGCAGCAGCAGUGCAGCAGAAUGACCUGAUGUUUGAGUUUGCCAGUAAUGUCAUGGAGGAUGAGCAGCAGCUGGGUGAUCCAUCUAUCUUCCCUGCUGUAAUUGUGGAGCAUGUACCAAGUGCUGAUUUCGUGAACGAUUACUCAGGCUUAUCAUGUGUUGCUGAACCCAGUGUCAUGAUAACAGAAAAUUCACUGGAUGUUGCAGAAGAAGAAAUCAUAGAAGAUGAUGACAUCACUCUUACAGUUGAAGCAUCCUGUCAUAAUGGAGAUGAAACAAUGCAAACCAUUGAAGCUGCCGAGGCCCUUCUCAAUAUGGAUUCUCCAGAUCCAUUGCUGGAUGAGAAGAGAGCAACGCACAUUUUUGGUGGAGCUGAGGAUGACAUCGACGUUGCUCCUGUUACUCAUGUUUCGGUCACAGUGGAUGGGAUUCCAGAAGUGAUGGAGGUUCACCAAAUCCAAGACACAUACGCUGAAUCACCUAACGCUCUAGUGCUUGAGCAGCCCAAAAAGAAGAAAGGGAAGAAAGCCAAACCGGUCCGUCCAGAGUCCCCUACUCUGACUCCAAACAUAUCGGUGAAGAAGAAAAACAAGGAUGGGAAGGGAAACACCAUUUAUCUCUGGGAAUUCUUACUAGCACUACUUCAGGACAAAGCUACGUGUCCUAAAUACAUUAAAUGGACUCAAAGAGAGAAGGGCAUUUUUAAGCUAGUGGAUUCGAAGGCUGUGUCCAGGUUGUGGGGAAAGCACAAAAACAAACCUGAUAUGAAUUAUGAAACGAUGGGCAGAGCUCUCAGGUAUUAUUAUCAAAGAGGCAUUCUGGCAAAAGUAGAGGGGCAGCGUUUGGUGUACCAAUUUAAGGAUAUGCCAAAAGAUCUUGUCUACAUAGAUGAUGAUGAAUCAAGUUCGAGCAUGGACUCUCCUGAUGCAACUUUACUCGCAGCACCCACAGCCCAUAGAAACCAAGUGGGAAGAUCCAAAGCACCUUCAAACACAGGACCUAGAGGAGGGUCUGCGGCUGCUCUAAAGAUACCAGGGAACUCCAAAUCUACGAAACUUAAGCAGCCGGUGGAAAAUCCUCAACAGCAACUGCCUACUGUGGCAUCCGAAGUUUUGAGGACGAUGCAGUCUGCUCAGUCAAUACAUCCAACACAGCUUUAUCGGACAGUUCAUUUAAUGCAAUCCAUUCCUGAAGGACACUCAACUGUGACCAGUAAUAUGCAGGAUGAGACACUGAAUUCUUCGGCUCAGAACAUAAGGACCAUCCAAGCUCCGGGACAGGUUCCAGUCGUCGUUUCCCCUGGGAACCAACAGCUGCAUACGGUCACCCUCCAGACAGUGCCUCUGACAACGGUGAUCGCCAGUGCAGAUCCAGCAUCUGCAGCCACAUCCCAGAAGUUUAUUCUUCAAGCCAUCCCCACUUCCCAACCCAUGACAGUGCUCAAGGAGAAUGUUAUGCUGCACUCCCCCAAGCCAGUCUCAACGCCACCGUCGUCCAUCGUCUUGAGCCCUGCGCAGGUCCAGCAGGUCCUCGGUAGCAACGUGCAGACAAUUUGCAAUGGGACAGUCACCAUGGCAUCUUCUUCAUCCUUCAGCCCUGCUGCCCCUGUAGUAACUUUUACACCAAGCAGCUCACAAAUGAUUGCUCAGCCACCCAACACAGUGAUCACUUCCGUCAUUAAGGCACCAGAAAAUAAACCGACAAUUAUUCAAGGAGUGAUAAAAUCUGAGGCAAAUGAUGGUACGGUAGAUGAAUCCAAACACUCAGAGCAGAGUUUCCAACAGCAGCCUUUUGUGGUGAUGGUGUCCAGUUCAAACGGAUUUCCCUCCACGGUGCAUAUUAAACAGGAAAGUGAACAGUUGGAACCGAGUCCAUGUGAGUAAACUGGAAGUCAGUGAACUCUGUGGAGCGCAGUUUCCUUAAUGUGAUGGGACUUCUUCAGUUGUGUAUUAUCACUUGAUUCAAAAGUAGGCAUUACAAAGCUUCUUUAAUUUCUGAAGUUAAUUAUAGAAAUAAUACUAUAGAAUUUAUUUCAAUUUUCUGUUUGCUAAAUAAUAUAAUUUCUUUCACAAUGCAAGCAUGAAGGAACAUGCAAUUUCUUUUCUGAUCACUGUCUAGAAAUUCUAAAUUUCUUGCACUUUAUGCAUUAUUUGUCUAUCUUGCAUAAUAAUGUAAUUAUUACUAUAAUCAAUGCUUUCAAGCAACAGUUACUUUUCACAAAAGUGUUUCUUUCAUUCCAUGUAUGUGAUUUUUCUAGCAAAUCCCAAAGAUCUGUCUCACGAUGUUGGACUAAAAGUUUUUCCUUUUAUGUGGAUGGUAAAUAACAGGGCAGGGUCACCUAUACCAGUUCCUAUUGCAUUUUGCACCAAAGAUUACUUACAUACCCGAUAUGUAUUUGUCUGUUUCCUAAUGUGGCUAUAUCAGACACAUCUGAUCACCAAAAUGGAAAUUAUUGCUACAGGUGCAAAUAUUUUAAGACAAUUGUAACAUUGAAGUUUAAACAUUUUUUUGUUUCCCAUUAUUUUGUAAGGGAGUGGGGAAUACGCAACUUGUGCAAGUAUUUUGAGAUUAAAAUGUUUCUAUAAGAGUACUUUUUCUAUUGUAAAUAUGUAAUUUAAUUUCUCAAAGAUGUUUUUCUUAAAAAAUUUCCAUAGAGCAAUAUUUUAUAGAUGCAAUUAAGAUCAUUAUGUUUAGAGCUCUAAUGUUAUAUGUAUUCAUAUAUUACAGAGUGAAUUUGUAUUUAAAGACAAAUUUUUAAAUUGUGGAACCCUUCUGAACUUUGCCUUUUUGUAUUUUAAUUGGUUUAUUAUGAAAAUAAAUCAAGUAUACAACA
Molecule: messenger RNA, 3199 nt
Organism: Eublepharis macularius
Lineage: Eukaryota; Metazoa; Chordata; Lepidosauria; Squamata; Eublepharidae
Gene: ELF1
Product: E74 like ETS transcription factor 1
Exons: 10
Coding region: 366-2249 (627 amino acids)
Biological process (GO): regulation of transcription by RNA polymerase II; cell differentiation
Cellular component (GO): nucleus
Molecular function (GO): sequence-specific DNA binding; DNA-binding transcription factor activity, RNA polymerase II-specific
Source: RefSeq, a predicted model, not a curated record